Messenger RNA from Stomoxys calcitrans (stable fly), 662 nucleotides. RefSeq lists its product as uncharacterized. The record is from RefSeq and is a predicted model, not a curated record. Bases 238 to 552 code for a protein of 104 amino acids. The transcript is spliced from 2 exons. Lineage: Eukaryota; Metazoa; Arthropoda; Insecta; Diptera; Muscidae.
GCCUGGGGAUACCAACGAGAGAGCGCAGAGGGCACCGUCUGGCAACAAUAAGACUUCGGUCAAGGCAUGCGUCGAGGAGGACCAUGUAUACCAUCCGGGCAGUGGUGACCCGGGAUUUGCCGCGACGACCCUAUUCAGAUCCCAUCAUUCCCGACCCCACAAGCAGCCUAAGAUCCCUUUCUUUGGCAGAUGCUGACCCUAGAGGCAACGAACCAAUCGAUGUAGAGGUAGGGGCCGAUGCCUACGCCCACCUCCGGAGGAGUGGUGUUGUACAACCCGGAUUGGGAGCCGUCUUCGCCCAGGAGACAGAUUGGGGAUACGUGUUCGUCGGCCCAGUCACCUCACAGGCAAGAAACCAGGAUUAAAAAGAUACAAAGUGACACAAUAACAACCGACUCAAAAACCAAAUCUACACUCGACCCACAAUUGCAACAUCACAACAACCAUAAGUGCGGGACACAACAUACAACACCAACUAAUUCUAAUAUUGCAAACCCCCCACCUGUUAAAUACAAUGUCUAUCUACUACAAUCAACUAUACUCAUAAUUUAAAUUUUAAUCUACUUACUACUGCUACUUAAAUCUAUGAAUUGUGCUAUCUAAACCUAAAUAUUUGCUACUUAAACACUACGAUCUACUUAUAACUAAUGAAUUUAAAUAAC